CAGACCAGAUAAAGGUGUAUAACCAAGAAGUAAAAGGAUUUCCGAUGACCUAAAAAUCAUAAUUUACACUUACAGAACCAGACUGGACUGCGGCAGCGUCUGUGGCUGACGAGUUUGUGGUCCGACCGUCUUUUUAUCCGAUGAAGCUGUGAGCUCUGGUCCACUGUGCUGCUCAUACUGGGGUGAAGUGCAGGCUCACUGCCUGAUGGUUUCCCACUAGCAUUAGCUCCUGAAGUUUCUGUUUAUUCUCUCUCAGACUGUUGCCUGAAAUCUUGCACUGGAGACUCCUUUCUUAUUCACAUGUAACUCCCUCACAUGGCCGUCCGACUGCUGAAAGUCUCAUCUGCCGCCACUGCGCUCAUCGCCUCGUCUGGAUUCUACCUUUACUCUCAGAAAGUUGACCUCAAUGACCUCAGCGUCGUCAGAUUUAGCCGAGCGGCUGCUACGACGGCGGUCAUCAGUUAUGAUUACCUCACCACUCUGCGGGAAGUCCAGUACGGGACAGACGAGUACUGGACCCUCAAAUCAGAGGUACACAGGCGCUCGGCUGAGAGGCUCAGAGACCUGUGCUGUGCAAACAGAGGCACGUUCAUUAAGGUGGGGCAGCACCUCGGCGCCCUGGACUACCUCCUGCCUGAGGAGUACACGAGCACGCUGAAGAUCCUCCACAGCCGAGCUCCAGCCAGCACCAUGCAGGAGAUCCAGCAGGUCAUCAGAGAGGAUCUGGGCAAAGAGCUGGGCGAGUUGUUUGUGAGCUUCGAGGAGAAGCCACAGGGGGCGGCCUCUCUCGCUCAGGUCCACCGGGCCGUCCUGCCGAACGGAACCACGGUGGCGGUUAAAGUGCAGCAUCCGAAGGUUCAGGCUCAGAGCUCCAAGGACAUCAUGGUGAUGGAGUUCCUCCUGCAGGUGGUUCAUCGGCUCUUUCCAGACUUUGCGUUCAUGUGGCUGGUAGAAGAGGCUAAACGUAACAUGCCUCUGGAGCUCGACUUUCUCAACGAGGGACGAAACGCUGAGAAGGUGUCCUACAUGCUCAAGCACUUCAAAUUCCUCAAGGUACCAAAGAUCCACUGGGACCUUUCGACCAAGCGCGUCCUGACCAUGGACUUUGAGGACGGGGGGCAGGUGAACGACCGUGACUACAUGACGGAGCACGGAAUAAACGUCAACGAGGUUUCCAGGCACUUGGGCAAAAUCUACAGCGAGAUGAUCUUCGUGAACGGUUUCGUGCACUGCGACCCCCACCCGGGCAACGUGCUGGUGCGAAAGUGCCCGAAAAGCAAUAAGACGGAAAUUGUUUUACUCGAUCAUGGCUUGUAUCAGCUGCUGAAGCCGGACUUCCGUCUGGAUUACUGCCGACUGUGGCAGAGUCUCAUUAAGGGAGACAUGAAGGGCAUCGAGCGCUACAGCAGACGUCUGGGCGCCGGAGACCUGUACCCUCUGUUUGCCUGCGUCCUCACGGCUCGCUCCUGGACCUCGGUCAGCACCGGAAUCGGUCAGACCCCCGUCACGAGUGCUGAGGAUGUGGAGAUCCGCACGAACGCGGCGAUGUACCUCCCUCACAUCAGCGAGCUGCUGAACCGAGUUCCCCGGCAGAUGCUGCUGCUGCUGAAGACCAACGACCUCCUGAGGGGCAUCGAGACGGUGCUGCAGACCCGCGCCAGCUCCAGCUCCUUCAUCAGCAUGAGCCGCUGCUGCACACGAGCACUCGCCAGUUAUAAAAGGAGUAAGACUGACUCGAGGACGAGGAGGCUGCAGAUCAGCGUGUCCGAGGCGCUCUCUCUAUGUCAGAUCAGUCUGUAUGAAGUGGUGUUGUGGAUUCGGAGCUCAUUCCUGGUGAAGUGGAUGUGUUACGCACUCGGCUGUUUGCCCCUUGCACGCUGAUGGGGUUAAAGCAGGGUUAAAGAUGGACCACUGCCCUGCCUAGCUGCCUCUCCUCACCAUCAGAACUCUCAUCAUCACUGUAGCCAUGUGUUACCAGCACUGCACAAUGAGAUGAGAACCUAUAUAUGCUGUUUAGGGUUACAGAGUUGAACCUGUGAUCGCUGUGUGUCAUUCAUAAUGCAGUCAGUCACUCAGUUCUGCACAAGCUCACACUGAAACUAUGUCCAGUGAAGUUAUGUGAAGUUGUAUUUGAUAAUGUAUUGUAUGAAAUACAAAUACAUUCAAAUACAUAAAUGCUGUACUUUGUUUAAAUAGAGCUGCAAAAAUAUUAGUAGGUGUAAAUGAAACAUGGUGGCAGAUUUCAGGAGAAACUCAUUGUCAUGUUCAAGAAACCAAUUUGAAAUUAUUCGAGCUUUGUGACAUGGUGCAUUAUCCUGCUGGAAGUAGCCAUCAGAGGAUGGACAUUGUCAGAAACAAUGCUCAGGUAGCCCGUGGAAUUUAAACGAUGCCCAUUUGGCACUAAGGGGCCUAAAGUGUGCCAAGAAAACAUCCCCCACACCAUUACACCACCACCACCAGCCUGCACAGUGGUAACACGGCAUGAUGGAUCCAUGUUCUCAUUCUGUUUACGCCAAAUUCUGACUCUACCAUUUGAAUGUCUCAACAGAAAUCGAGACU
Clarias gariepinus (North African catfish) is the source of this 2559-nucleotide messenger RNA. It is a transcript of the gene adck1, whose product is annotated as aarF domain containing kinase 1. Gene Ontology annotation, cellular component: mitochondrial inner membrane. Gene Ontology annotation, biological process: lipid homeostasis; mitochondrion organization. Bases 316 to 1881 code for a protein of 521 amino acids. Lineage: Eukaryota; Metazoa; Chordata; Actinopteri; Siluriformes; Clariidae. The transcript has 12 exons. The record is from RefSeq and is a predicted model, not a curated record.